Molecule: messenger RNA, 5735 nt
Organism: Salvelinus fontinalis (brook trout)
Lineage: Eukaryota; Metazoa; Chordata; Actinopteri; Salmoniformes; Salmonidae
Product: breast cancer metastasis-suppressor 1 homolog
Exons: 9
Coding region: 180-968 (262 amino acids)
Biological process (GO): negative regulation of transcription by RNA polymerase II
Cellular component (GO): Sin3-type complex
Molecular function (GO): histone deacetylase binding
Source: RefSeq, a predicted model, not a curated record
UUUUAGAGUCCGUCAAAAGUGUCAGUAGGACUCUACUACACCUAAAAGGAAGUAGCCUAGUUUGAAUAUUGCGAUAAUAUAACUACUACACCUAAAAGGAAGUAGCCUAGUUUGAAUAGUGUGAUACUAGAACUGUACUUUACAGUAUUGGAGUAACUAACGUACAAUCCAUCAACGGGAUGCCAACCCAGCCCUCAGUCAGAGAACCAGAGGAAGAGAUGGAGGUGGAGGGAGACAGUGAACUACCAGAAGCCAAUGGAGAGAUGGAGGAAAAGAGGGAGAGAGAGAGAGGAGAGGGGGAGGAGGAGACCAUGGAUGAGAGCACAGAGGAGAGGGAGAGCGACUUGGACGAGAGUGAGGAGGAGAGUUCGGAGAUGGAUGAUGAGGACUGUGAGAGGAGGAGAGGAGAGUGUCUUGAUAAGAUGUCAGAUCUGGAGAAACAGUUCCUGGAACUCAAAGACAAGCUGUUCCGCGAGCGGUUGAACCAGGUUAAGGUGAAGCUAGAAGAGGUGUUGACUGGUAAAACAGGAGAAUACAGAGAUCCACUGGCAAGACUGCAACACAAUAUGAUGUUAGGCACACAGGUGGCAGGUGUGUACAGAGAGCUGUGUCUGCAGGUGGUCAAACACAGGUACGAGUGUGAUCUACAGGGAGCUCGACAACAUCUGGAGAGCGAGAGGAACUUGUUGUUCGAUGCUAUGAAGACUGAACUGCUGGACAAGAUCAGACGACUGGAGGAGGAUAGACAGAGUGUAGACCUCACAUCAGAGUGGUGGAGUGAUGAGGUAAAGGGAAAGAAGUGUAGAAGGAGGAGUUUGUCCGUUCCGGAGAGGAAGAAGAAGGCUCUAGUGUCUGGCCCGUUCAUCGUCUACAUGUUGAGAGACAUUGAUAUCCUGGAAGACUGGGCAGCUAUACAGAAGGCUAAAGCAGCACUGAUGCCGCUCAAGAAAAAAACAGACAAGCGGUGAUAACAGAGGAGUGUGUCACAGACGUCUAGACAAAGUCUCUGCGCUGCAGAAGAGAAACCACAGCAACAGAACAGCCUUGAACACAGGCCAGUUUGAGACUAUUAGAUAAUACAAAGCACUUCAGUAGGGUCCUGUUCAGUAGCGCGUACUGUUACAAAAAAAAACAUUUAGCAACAGAACAUGACAAUCUCUCUUCUUUUUGAACACGUUCAGGUGGUAUACCUCCCGUAUUCACUCUGUUUGAAACUGUUUAGUCUCUCUAAGACCCAGAGAAGGAAGAAGAGGAAACAAAUCACCCUUAUAUAACCAGCUAGCCAGACCCAGAUCUCAAUAUACCUUUAAAUAACCAGCUAGCCAGACCCAGCUCUCAACUCACCUUUAUAUAACCAGCUAGCCAGACCCAGAUCUCAACUCACCUUUAAAUAACCAGCUAGCCAGACCCAGAUCUCAAUAUACCUUUAAAUAACCAGCUAGCCAGACCCAGAUCUCAAUAUACCUUUAAAUAACCAGCUAGCCAGACCCAGAUCUCAAUAUACCUUUAUAUAACCAGCUAGCCAGACCCAGAUCUCAACUCACCUUUAAAUAACCAGCUAGCCAGACCCAGAUCUCAACUCACCUUUAAAUAACCAGCUAGCCAGACCCAGAUCUCAAUAUACCUUUAAAUAACCAGCUAGCCAGACCCAGAUCUCAAUAUACCUUUAUAUAACCAGCUAGCCAGACCCAGAUCUCAAUAUACCUUUAUAUAACCAGCUAGCCAGACCCAGAUCUCAACUCACCUUUAAAUAACCAGCUAGCCAGACCCAGAUCUCAAUAUACCUUUAUAUAACCAGCUAGCCAGACCCAGAUCUCAAUAUACCUUUAAAUAACCAGCUAGCCAGACCCAGAUCUCAAUAUACCUUUAAAUAACCAGCUAGCCAGACCCAGAUCUCAACUCACCUUUAAAUAACCAGCUAGCCAGACCCAGAUCUCAACUCACCUUUAAAUAACCAGCUAGCCAGACCCAGAUCUCAAUAUACCUUUAAAUAACCAGCUAGCCAGACCCAGAUCUCAAUAUACCUUUAAAUAACCAGCUAGCCAGACCCAGAUCUCAAUAUACCUUUAAAUAACCAGCUAGCCAGACCCAGAUCUCAACUCACCUUUAAAUAACCAGCUAGCCAGACCCAGAUCUCAACUCACCUUUAAAUAACCAGCUAGCCAGACCCAGAUCUCAACUCACCUUUAAAUAACCAGCUAGCCAGACCCAGAUCUCAAUAUACCUUUAAAUAACCAGCUAGCCAGACUCAGAUCUCAACUCACCUUUAAAUAACCAGCUAGCCAGACCCAGAUCUCAACUCACCUUUAAAUAACCAGCUAGCCAGACCCAGAUCUCAAUAUACCUUUAAAUAACCAGCUAGCCAGACCCAGAUCUCAAUAUACCUUUAAAUAACCAGCUAGCCAGACCCAGAUCUCAAUAUACCUUUAAAUAACCAGCUAGCCAGACCCAGAUCUCAAUAUACCUUUAAAUAACCAGCUAGCCAGACCCAGAUCUCAACUCACCUUUAAAUAACCAGCUAGCCAGACCCAGAUCCCAAUAUACCUUUAAAUAACCAGCUAGCCAGACCCAGAUCUCAAUAUACCUUUAUAUAACCAGCUAGCCAGACCCAGAUCUCAAUAUACCUUUAAAUAACCAGCUAGCCAGACCCAGAUCUCAAUAUACCUUUAAAUAACCAGCUAGCCAGACCCAGAUCUCAACUCACCUUUAUAUAACCAGCUAGCCAGACCCAGAUCUCAAUAUACCUUUAUAUAACCAGCUAGCCAGACCCAGAUCUCAAUAUACCUUUAAAUAACCAGCUAGCCAGACCCAGAUCUCAAUAUACCUUUAUAUAACCAGCUAGCCAGACCCAGAUCUCAAUAUACCUGUUAAAAGUUUGGGGUCACUUAGAAAUGUCAUAAAAACCAUCUAAGUUAUUGACACGUAUUUAUAAUUAAAAUGUCCAUUAAAAAGUCCAAGUAGGGGACAGAAAGGAGAGCGAAAUGUAUUUAUCCCAGUUGAUACGGUACGUUAAUGCUGUCUGCUGGGUUAGUAACGCAUUACUUGGACAUUUUAAUGGACACUUGAGUUAUAAAUACAUUUCAACAACUUACGUAGCUUUAUGACAUUCUUACUGCAGGUCUAUGACAGGUCAAUGGCAGGUCUAUGACAGUUCUAUGACAGGUCUAUGGCAGGUCUAUGACAGUUCUAUGACAGGUCAAUGGCAGGUCUAUGACAGGUCUAUGAAAGUUCUAUGACAGGUCUAUGGCAGGUCUAUGACAGGUCUAUGGCAGUUCUAUGACAAGUCUAUGACAGGUCUAUGGCAGGUCUAUGAUAGGUCAAUGGCAGGUCUAUGACAGGUAUAUGACAGGUCUAUGGCAGGUCUAUGGCAGGUCUUUGACAGUUCUAUGACAGGUCUAUGGCAGGUCUAUGACAGUUCUAUGACAGGUCUAUGACAGUUCUAUGACAGGUCUAUGGCAGGUCUAUGACAGGUCUAUGGCAGGUCUAUGACAGGUCAAUGGCAGGUCUAUGACAGGUAUAUGACAGGUCUAUGGCAGGUCUAUGACAGGUCUAUGGCAGGUCUAUGACAGUUCUAUGACAGGUCUAUGACAGGUCUAUGACAGUUCUAUGACAGGUCUAUGGCAGGUCUAUGACAGGUCUAUGGCAGGUCUAAUGGCAGGUCUAUGACAGGUCUAUGAAAGUUCUAUGACAGGUCUAUGACAGUUCUAUGACAGGUCUAUGGCAGGUCUAUGGCAGGUCUAUGACAGGUCAAUGGCAGGUCUAUGACAGGUAUAUGACAGGUCUAUGGCAGGUCUAUGACAGUUCUAUGACAGGUCUAUGGCAGUUCUAUGACAGGUCUAUGACAGUUCUAUGACAGGUCUAUGGCUGGUCUAUGACAGGUCUAAUGGCAGGUCUAUGACAGGUCUAUGACAGGUCUAUGGCAGGUCUAUGACAGGUCUAAUGGCAGGUCUAUGACAGGUAUAUGGCAGGUCUAUGACAGGUCUAUGGCAGGUCUAUGACAGGUCUAUGACAGUUCUAUGACAGGUCUAUGGCAGGUCUAUGACAGGUCUAUGACAGGUCUAUGGCAGGUCUAUGACAGGUCUAAUGGCAGGUCUAUGACAGGUCUAUGGCAGGUCUAUGACAGGUCUAUGGCAGGUCUAUGACAGGUCUAUGGCAGGUCUAUGACAGGUCUAAUGGCAGGUCUAUGACAGGUCUAUGGCAGGUUUAUGACAGUUCUAUGACAGGUCUAUGGCAGGUCUAUGACAGUUCUAUGACAGGUCUAUGGCUGGUCUAUGACAGGUCUAAUGGCAGGUCUAUGGCAUGUCUAUGACAGUUCUAUGACAGGUCUAAUGGCAGGUCUAUGACAGGUCUAUGGCAGGUCUAUGGCAGGUUUAUGACAGGUCUAUGGCAGGUCUAUGAUAGUUCUAUGACAGGUCUAUGGCAGGUCUAUGACAGGUCUAUGGCAGGUCUAUGACAGGUCUAUGGCAGGUCUAUGACAGGUCUAUGGCAGGUCUAUGGCAGGUCUAUGGCAGGUCUAUGGCAGGUCUAUGGCAGGUCUAUGGCAGGUCUAUGGCAGGUCUAUGACAGGUCUAAUGGCAGGUCUAUGACAGGUCUAUGACAGGUCUAUGGCAGGUCUAUGACAGGUCUAAUGGCAGGUCUAUGACAGGUCUAUGGCAGGUCUAUGGCAGGUGUAUGACAGUUCUAUGACAGGUCUAUGACAGUUCUAUGACAGGUCUAUGGCAGGUCUAUGACAGUACUAUGACAGGUCUAUGACAGUUCUAUGACAGGUCUAUGGCAGGUCUAUGACAGUUCUAUGACAGGUCUAAUGGCAGGUCUAUGACAGGUCUAUGGCAGGUCUAUGACAGUUCUAUGACAGGUCUAAUGGCAGGUCUAUGACAGGUCUAUGGCAUGUCUAUGACAGUUCUAUGACAGGUCUAAUGGCAGGUCUAUGACAGGUCUAUGGCAGGUCUAUGGCAGGUUUAUGACAGGUCUAUGGCAGGUCUAUGUUAGUUCUAUGACAGGUCUAUGGCAGGUCUAUGACAGGUCUAUGGCAGGUCUAUGACAGGUCUAUGGCAGGUCUAUGACAGGUCUAUGGCAGGUCUAUGACAGGUCUAUGGCAGGUCUAUGGCAGGUCUAUGGCAGGUCUAUGGCAGGUCUAUGACAGGUCUAUGGCAGGUCUAUGACAGGUCUAUGACAGGUCUAAUGGCAGGUCUAUGACAGGUCUAUGACAGGUCUAUGGCAGGUCUAUGACAGGUCUAAUGGCAGGUCUAUGACAGGUCUAUGGCAGGUCUUUGACAGGUCUAUGACAGGUCUAUGGCAGGUCUAUGACAGGUCUAUGUCUGAUACCAAAACAUUUGUUUUAGGCCCAGCUCUAACAAUUUGCACUUCAGAAAAAAAGACCCCACAUUCUCUCUCUGGUCAAAUAUAUUUUUUUGUUUCAAAAAAGAAAUGAAAUCUAACCCUGAAAUACUACUAGUUUUUCCCUUGAGAUUAUUUCCCAGGAAGAAUCUGGAAAAAAAGGCCACUGAAUCAACAUUUAAGGUCUCUUUAACCAAAAUGAAAGGCCCCGCCUACAGGCUACAAUGGUAGGGAAAACACUGCAAUACAAAACUACUGUUCUAAACCUAUUAUUACUGUCAUUUAUACUGUUUCUAUGACGAUGAUGGUUAUUUUAUUUAAGAUGUUUUUAUUCCUAUAACGACCGUUUAUUUAUAACAAUUUAAUAAGAAAUAAUGAUUAAAUAUUUUAUGAGAUGA